AGCAUAAUGUAUUUUCGUUUGGCAUAUGCAUUAGAAAUUUUCAGAUAUUUCCUGUGUGGGAAACUUCAAAAGAGAGUUGAGAACAAGGAGAUUCAGUUAGGGUUAGCAAAUGGAUUCUACAUCAAAUCCAGACACCCAUGAAUCAUGCAGAAAAGUGGCUAUCAAGAUCCGGAUGAUGGGCGCCAGCGUUUCUUACUGGAACUCGAAAUUCAUUCAGUGCCUCGCUAUCCCAACUUAUAUUCACUGUAUCCACACUGCCUGUUCUUUCUUGAGCUUCUCCAAAAUCCAUCAUAUCUUAAUGCAAUGGCGCAUCCCGCCAACAAGCAGGAAAGAUGGAUGAUUUUCUUGUACUCGUAACACAGACAUCCAAACAAUUAAUUCAUGAAUUAAGGAAGAUGACUGGAGAAGUUCGCUGCUUUGAACCUAGGCGAUCUUUGUGGGCGAUUCCACCACCCAAGAAUCCAACUGCUUCUGCUACUCAGGCUGAAAAGGAAGAGGUGGAUUCGCGAUCCAUAUAUGUUGGUAAUGUUGAUUAUGCUUGCUUGCCUGGGGAAGUGAAGUUACACUUUCAAGCUUGUGGCACUGUUAACAGGGUAACUAUCCUGACUGACAAGCUUGGCCAGCCAAAAGGCUUUGCGUAUGUGGAGUUCUUUGAAAGGGAGGCUGUUCAAAAUGCACUGCUGUUAAACGAAUCAGAGCUUCACGGGCGGAAGUUGAAGGUGUCUGCCAAGCGGACAAAUGUUCCUGGUAUGAAGCAAUUUCGAGGAAGGCGAUUUAAUCCUUAUGCUGGAUUCCGCCCUCGACGUGCUUUUGUGCCUGGUGCUCCAGCCAUUCCACCUUUUGGAAGGGUUCCAAGGUUCAGACGUUCCAUCCGCUACAGGCCAUACUAGUGAAUUUUAAGCUGGAUUGCAGCCUUCCCUAGAGAAGCAUGGGGCUCGCUUUGUGAAAAGGGCAUCUCCUUGUUUUACUCUCUUUGGUUGAGGGCAAAGGAUGUUCUAAUUCAAAUAAGUCAUUAGCUGACAUAAAUUUCAACUCUGUGGAUGAUGUUUUAGGUUUCUGGGGAUUGAGAAUUUUUUCUUUGCUAGCUUGCUCAGGUGCUUGCAUUUUGGGCAGCAAAUGGAAAAGACAAAUAAAAUAGACAGUUUGUUGGAGAUGGUUUGAAUUAUGUAUGGUUGUGGUUUGGUCACCCUUAAG
Molecule: messenger RNA, 1194 nt
Organism: Solanum pennellii
Lineage: Eukaryota; Viridiplantae; Streptophyta; Magnoliopsida; Solanales; Solanaceae
Product: polyadenylate-binding protein 1-like
Exons: 9
Coding region: 333-890 (185 amino acids)
Molecular function (GO): RNA binding
Source: RefSeq, a predicted model, not a curated record